Molecule: messenger RNA, 2261 nt
Organism: Rhopilema esculentum
Lineage: Eukaryota; Metazoa; Cnidaria; Scyphozoa; Rhizostomeae; Rhizostomatidae
Product: sphingosine-1-phosphate phosphatase 2
Biological process (GO): sphingosine metabolic process
Cellular component (GO): endoplasmic reticulum membrane
Molecular function (GO): sphingosine-1-phosphate phosphatase activity
Source: RefSeq, a predicted model, not a curated record
ACGUCACUCUUCUUAAUUGUGCAAUGCUCAACGUGAGAGGAGUGUCAUCAGAACAGUUCCGUCGCUAGAAAACACAGUAAGCUGCAGAAAACCGUCUAAAAUGUUCAAGAACCUUGCAGAUCCGCAUUAUGUAUUGAAGUUUCAAAAUCUAUGUGGACUCAGACGUGGGAAUUCUAGCAGGAAGUUAAAGGAUCUGCACGACUCACUACAAGGACAAGGAGCCGAAGGCCUAACAACAAACCGCCCAGAUGAUGGAGCAGGCUCAUGCUACAAGAGAGCGGGAAAAGUCGGAUCACUUGAAGAAAAGGACAGCGAUUUUUAUGAGACAACAUUAACUAAGGAAUCAUUUGAAAGUGGGCCGGAUGGAGAAGUUCUCUAUAAUCGCUACAUCCAUUCGCUGUAUUUUUUUGGCUCUGGCCUAGGCGAUGAAAUUUUCUACCUCACAGUGUUCCCGCUUUUGUUUUGGAACUGGGACGAAUAUGUCAUGAGAAGACUGGUUUUCUUGUGGGUAUUCUCCAUGUACAUUGGUCAAGGCCUCAAAGAUGUUCUGAGAUGGCCCCGUCCUCCAUCCCCACCUGUGAUUGUUGUCGAGAAAAAGUACGAGAGUGAAUAUGGAAUGCCGUCUACUCACGCCAUUGUUGGUUGCAUUGUUCCUUUUUCUCUGGUUUACUUUAGUUAUGGGAGAUACGAGUUUCCUUGGCAAGCAGGACUGGCUUUUGUUAUCUUCUGGUGUGGACUGGUUUGUCUUAGCAGAAUAUACAUGGGGGUUCAUUCUUUUCAGGACAUUGUGGGCGGUUUGUGUGUUUCAUUGAUGGUGAUAUCAUUCUGCUUGCCAUUCAUUACUGAAGGAGCAGAAGGAAUGUUAAAGAGUCCAUAUGCGGGUAUCUACAUUGUUUUGGCAUCUCUUGCCAUGAUCCUGAUGUAUCCUUCUUGUGACAAAUGGACAAGAGCAAGAGGAGAUACUACUAGAAUCUUAUGUGGUGGAACCGGAGCUAUGUUGGCAGGCUGGAUUACCUUCUACUUUGAAAAUCUACCCAUUCCAGAUCCAUAUGAUGGUGCACCAUUCAAGCUUUUUUCAACUUCCCUGAGCUCGGCAUUUCCUCUACUUGGAAGUUUCUUUACAAGAUUUUUGGUUGGUGUUAUGAUUAUUUUUCCAGUGAAGCUUGUUUUCACAUUCACCACCAAGAAGAUACUGGGUGCUUUGGUCCCAAAUUCAGAUGAAUCACUAAAUAAAAGGCUGUUUGUUGAGUUGACAUACAUUUUUAUCACCUACACUGCAGUUGGUUUUGCUGCUGUUUAUCUGGCUCCAAAGGCUUUUAUCCACUUUAAUUUGUAAAAAAAUAAAGUUACUUUUCUUUGUUCAUUGUUCGAUGAUUUCAUAUUGUUAUGAAAACACUUUUUAUAGAUGAAUUGAAUUUAGAAAGAGAUGCAUAAUUGAAUUAUUACUUAUUUGAAAGUUCAGGAAAGUUUUGAUAGGAAAGUUUUAAAGGAAAUGAUCUUAAAGUUUAUUUAGUUUAGUAUAAGGCGACUCUGGUGCAGAAAUUUUCCAGGGACAGAGGCUUUAUCCUACCUGAGGUGUUCUGCAAGCAGUCUUUAUUAGCCCUCAAGUCUAAAGGCAAUCUAACUAUAUGGGAGUUUUCUAUAAGGGGUUACUGUGAUGUAACGGUAUAAAGAAUAGAUAAAAAAAGCCAUCUUGACCUCUAAUAUUACUUAAAAAUAGCAAAGAAAAUGUCUUCGGCCCUACAGUAUAAUCAAGUUAUAACAUACUUUAGGGACCAGGGUAUUAAGUAGGUUAUAUCCGAAGUAUGUUGUAACCAGGGUAAGUAAAAGUUGUAACCAGACUAGUAUGUUGUAACCAGACUAAAACCAAGCACAUCUUUUGCUGGGAACAAGCAAACCAGUAUGUUAUAUCUGAAAGUACGUAAUAACUGAGUACAUUAUAACGGGAUUCUACUGUAUAUGAUGAAGAAAAAAAUAUAAGAUUUUUAAACUUUUUGGCAAUGUGAAUAAAGUAUUUGAAAAUGUGGGUCAUUUGAUCUUACUUUGGUACAUAAAUGGUUGAAAUUAGUAGGAUUGGAAUCAAACAAGAUUUCUUAGGCGCUGAAAUACCAUGGAGAUAAAUAUCUUAGAUAUUUCUGAAUAUAAUGGAAUUCUAAGAUUUGAAGAUUCUAGUUGAACUUUAUUUCUUGAAAUGUAGCAUUGUUUUCGAGUUGAUUUGAAAAUUCUAGUUCAAAGAUUUAUGAAUUAUUCCCUGCAAGUCA